AUGGAACCCCGUGCUUCCAUGGCGAUGGGCGGUGCGUCUGGUUGUUGGGGUUUUAUUUUGAUGACGAACUUCUCGGCGGCGGUUUGUUGGGCUUCGUCGUUGAAGAGGGAAGGGGAGGAGGAGGAGGAGAUGGAAGAUCUGCUGCUGAGGGGGAUGAUGGUGGAGGAUGUGCUGCUUGCGCGGUCGGCCAUGUUGGAUUUUUUUUUCUGGUUCGUUGUAAGUCAAUGGAUCCCUGCUGUUCGUCAAAGUGUUGGUGGAAUGGUUUCGAUUCUUUUGAUAUACAAUGGAGCUUUGAGACACGACUCGUUGGCGCUGCGUGGUGACGAUGGGGUGGUUGUUGUGGCGUCGAUCAAACCCCCGAUUGGGAAGAUGUCUCGAGUCAUGUCUGGUUGUCUGGAAUCGGGCUACGCGAUGUUCAGGGAUUUCGGUGAUUGUGUUCCUGGCUUGCUGGAGAUGCCCAUCGAGGCUGAGAAAUUUCGAGUCGUUUGUUCAAAGAGUCUGGCUAUGAUUGGCUCGACCGAUAUCUUGGCACCACUCGGCCCCUCUGAAAGUGACGAUGGACCGUGGGAUGUCCACCUCAACUGUAGUCUCCCUCUCCGGGUUCUCAAAAAGAGUCGGCACAGGGGGUGGUUCAUCAGCCAAAGAGUCCGCGGGAGACUCAGAAACGACUACUGGAUGUUGUGCGUUGUUGACUCUAUGAGGCUCAUCAUCGAUGCCAGACUCGUCGUCGCCGCCAUCAGAUUCAGAUCCAGAGUCAUAGAAGUCAUAAGGCUGCUCCUCUCGACAUUGAUGGUAGGUGUUCGAACCCCCCCCCCCCCCUCCCCUACAGCCCUCGCACGGUAUGCUCACCCCAUACGUGCAUUUCUUGCAUGUCGAGCAAUGCCAUUCUCGCCAGUCGUUGCAUUCUUUGCAGACGGGACAAUGCCAGGUGCAAUCGUCUUGUUCCCAAGCACCAUCUGGAGAGUUGUGACCUCCGCGGCAGAAGGAGAAGUAAUACUGCUGCCAUUCGUCCUCGAGCUCGAACAAGCCAGAUCGAAGCAGCUCUUUCAUGUGUCGGAAGCCAAGGAGCAGACUGCACUUGACGAGUUUCAGAAGGACAGUUCUACCGGGCAAGCAUUCGAUGGGAGUAUUAGCGAGGCUGUUAAUAAUGCUAAAGCGAACAAGCAAUGUUCUCAUAAGACCGGAGACCUCUUGAAGCAGGCUGCUCAAUAUCUGCGGACCCAGGCUCGACGCAAAUCGAAGAUGCCGGGAUUCAAAGGUAUCUCGGAACAGGCCCUCCGUUCUCUCGUCCGGUACUACUUUUUGCAGUCCCGUCCGUGUCUUCAGAUUCUUUGCACAGCUUUCUUCUCUGUUGACCUAGGCUCCGAUUUCGUCGUCUUGCCCGCAGAUGCUGAGAUCCUUCGCUCCAUCAGCGCCGCCACGCCUCUGACUCCGAGCUCCUUCAAUCCUGCGAACGUCUAUCUGAACAACGCUCCGCUGACAUGA
This is a messenger RNA of Pseudocercospora fijiensis CIRAD86, 1485 nucleotides long. RefSeq lists its product as uncharacterized. NCBI's taxonomy places the organism in Eukaryota, Fungi, Ascomycota, Dothideomycetes, Mycosphaerellales, Mycosphaerellaceae. The coding region runs from base 1 to 1485 and encodes 494 amino acids. The record is from RefSeq and is a predicted model, not a curated record. The transcript is spliced from 5 exons.